AUGGCCAAGGUUUUCACAGGGAGCCGCCGUGAGGCAAUCCUGUGGACCUUGAAUCAACUCGAAGAGAAUACCUUCAAGAUAUUGAAGUUCUAUUUACAGGACAGAAGCUUGCUGGGGAACCAAUGCCGGUUGACCAGAGGAGAAUUGGAGAGGCUGAGUGCAGUAGAUCUGGCUUCCCAGCUGAGUUUAAUCUAUGGAGAUUAUGAGGCUGUAAAAGUAGUGCUCAAAAUCCUGAAGGUCAUGAGCCUUAUGGAACUCGUGGAAAUGCUCAAUCCCUUUUGUCUGUCUGAUUACAGAAAAAUAUACCGAGAGUAUGUGUGCAGUCUGGAGGCAAGUCAAGAAGGAGGAGUGAACAGCAGCUAUAACCAGCUGUUGCUGGUGGCCAACCCCAGCUCAGGAAGCUCAGAAUCACCGGCUUGCCCUCUCCUAGAGCAAGAGCUGGAUUCUGUCACAGUGGAGUCUCUAUUUGAUCCAAGAGAAAAUUCUUCCAAAACGCCACCCCUUGUGGUACUACAAGGGAAUGCUGGUACUGGAAAGACAACACUUGUCAAGAAAAUGUUGCUGGAUUGGGCCUCUGGCAACCUGUACUCAGACCAAUUUGAUUAUGUCUUCUAUGUGAGUUGCAAAGAAGUGGUCCUGUUACAGAAGAGCCACCUGGAUCACUUACUCUUUUGGUGCUGUGGGGAUAGUGAAGCUCCAGUCUCAGAGAUUCAGAAACAGCCAGAGCGGCUUCUGUUUAUCCUGGAUGGCUUUGAUGAGCUGCAGAGGUCCUUUGCAAAGGGCUUGCAGAGGAAAGCAAGGAGUCCCAUGGAGUCUGUGCUGUACCUUCUAAUUAAAAGAGACAUACUGCCUGAAUCUUCUCUUCUCAUUACCACUCGGCCCUUGGCUUUGCAAAGUCUGGAAUCUGUUCUGAAGCAUCCACGUUAUGUCCAUAUCCUAGGCUUUUCUGAGGAUGAGAGAAGGAAGUAUUUUAAAUCAUAUUUUACAGAUGAGGAGCAAGCCAAAAAUGCCUUUGAGAUUGUACAAGAAAAUGAGGUUCUCUACAAAGCAUGUCAAGUUCCAGUCAUUUGUUGGGUGAUUUGUUCCUGGCUAAAAGGGCAGAUGGAGAGAGGCAGAAAGAUUUCAGAAAUUCCCAAUAAUGACACUGACAUAUUCAUGGCUUAUGUCUCCACUUAUCUUCCACCAAGUGACAGUGCGGACUGUUCAGAACUUACACGGAACAAAGUUCUGAAGGGUUUGUGUUCCCUGGCAGCAAAAGGAAUACAGAAUCAGAGGUUUAUGUUUAAUGAGACUGACCUGGAAAAAUAUGAUUUAGAUGGGCCCAGUCUGGCUCCUUUUCUAUAUAGCAGUAAUUACCAAGAAGGACUGGACCUCAAGAAGUUCUAUAGCUUCCGCCACAUUAUUUUCCAGGAAUUUUUUAAUGCCAUUUCCUACCUACUAAAAGAGGACCAGCAGGGGAAAGAGUCUCUUAAGGAAGUAAGUAAGCUGUUGCAUGAUGAUGGGCAGACAGGGAAUGAGAUGACCCUCAGUAUGCACUUUUUAUUGGACAUAUCAAAAAGAGAAAGCUCCUCAAACUUGGAACUAAAGCUUUGUUUUAAAAUUUCUUCAUCGAUAAAGCGAGAUUUGAAGCAUUUUAAAGAACAAAUGGAAUCUAUGAAGCAUAAAGGGACAUGGGACUUGGAAUUCUUUCUGUAUGACAAAACAUUGAAUAAUCUGGUAAAUGGAGUUCGGAUGAGUGACAUAUCAUUUAAGAUGAAUCAUUCAAAUGAAAAGACAUUCAAGAGUGGGAACUCAUUUUAUGUCAAAACCAGUUUGAAUAAUGGACAGAAAGAAGAGGAAAAAUAUUCCAUUGCGGGAAAAGAGUCACAAAAGGAGGCUUCUAGUGAAAAAAAGCUUGAGGAUGAAGGCACUAUAGACAAGGAGGUUAGGGGCACUACAAGGAAAAGCAGAGAAGUGGACAAGGUAGAGUCAGAAGAAAGGUGUAAUAGAAUGACAAGACAAUGGGGAAGACAGAAUGAAAAGAAAUAG
Messenger RNA from Suncus etruscus (white-toothed pygmy shrew), 2028 nucleotides. It is a transcript of the gene NLRP10, whose product is annotated as NLR family pyrin domain containing 10. Gene Ontology annotation, biological process: positive regulation of inflammatory response. Bases 1 to 2028 code for a protein of 675 amino acids. The transcript is spliced from 2 exons. Lineage: Eukaryota; Metazoa; Chordata; Mammalia; Eulipotyphla; Soricidae. Gene Ontology annotation, cellular component: cytoplasm. The record is from RefSeq and is a predicted model, not a curated record.